AGUUAGUUGUUAGUGUAGACAAAAGCCGGCUUCUGUCUUCUUACAUUCUAUGCUCUCUCUCUCUCUCUCUCACUGCCAACAAUCCCCCCUCUCGCUCUCCUCACCAGCAAGAAAUGACACGCACCCAAGAAAAGGUUUUUUCUUUUUGGUUCUUGAUAAAGUAAAGUCUCUUCAUAUUCUCUCUCUGUUAUUGCUAUUGGUGUUUCUUCAACUUCUCGAUUCCUUUACUUUGUCGUUUUGACUCAUCGGAUAGAGAUAGAGAAGUUAAUAUUAUCCUGACCAUUAUAAUUCCAUUCCAUGAUUCUUUUGACGGGAUUUGUGUGAAAUAUUAUAUCUAAGGGGAAAAGAAGAAGAAGAAGAAGAAGAAGAAGGCAAAUGUUUUUUAGAGUAAUGAAGCUCUGAUUUGAGUUUUGGAUUGCACCUGUAAGCUUAAGGAUUUGUGAAACGCUUUGUUAUUGGAUUUCUGGAGAUGGGCUGUUUUCCUUGUUUUGAUUCAAGGGAAGAAGAGGAGCUGAAUCGAGAGAAACAAUCUGAUGAUCUGAAGCAAACUUUGCCUACUGUUCCUUCUAACAUCUCCAAGUUGUCUUCUGGAUCUGACAGGCUCAGACCAAGAAGCAACGGAGGACAAUCCAAAAGGCAAUUGCCAAGUCCAAAGGAUGCACCUGGUGUCAAUAUAGCUGCUCAAAUUUUUGCUUUUCGUGAACUUGCAGCUGCAACCAAGAAUUUUAUGCCGGAGUGUUUCUUAGGUGAAGGGGGAUUCGGACGUGUAUAUAAAGGGUGUCUUGAGAGCACUGGUCAGGUUGUUGCUAUCAAACAAUUGGAUAGGAAUGGCCUCCAGGGUAAUAGGGAAUUUCUAGUGGAGGUUCUCAUGCUGAGCCUUUUACAUCAUCCAAACCUCGUGAACCUGAUUGGCUAUUGUGCUGAUGGGGAUCAGCGGCUCCUUGUCUAUGAAUUUAUGCCCCUGGGAUCAUUGGAAGAUCACCUUCACGAUCUUCCACCUGAGAAGGAACCACUAGAUUGGAACACAAGAAUGAAGAUAGCGGCUGGUGCAGCCAAAGGUUUGGAAUACCUGCAUGAUAAAGCAAACCCUCCUGUUAUUUAUCGGGAUUUUAAGUCAUCCAACAUUUUACUGGAAGAAGGAUUUCAUCCAAAGCUUUCUGAUUUUGGGCUUGCAAAGCUUGGCCCCACUGGGGACAAGUCACAUGUUUCCACCAGGGUUAUGGGCACUUAUGGUUACUGUGCUCCUGAGUAUGCCAUGACAGGACAAUUGACUGUAAAAUCUGACGUCUACAGUUUUGGGGUAGUGUUCUUAGAGCUGAUAACUGGUCGUAAAGCAAUUGACAGCACUCAACCACACGGAGAACAGAACCUUGUCGCAUGGGCACGUCCAUUAUUCAAUGAUCGCAGGAAAUUCUCAAAAUUGGCAGAUCCACGACUGCAGGGACGUUAUCCAAUGAGAGGACUUUACCAGGCUCUAGCUGUGGCAUCCAUGUGCAUCCAGGAGCAGGCUGCUGCGCGUCCUCUCAUUGGGGAUGUGGUCACCGCACUUUCUUAUUUAGCAAACCAGGCUUAUGAACCUAAUGGUCACGGCCACAGAGGUUCAGGGGACAGGGAUGAAAAAAGACAGAGAGAUGAGAGAGGUGGACAGUUAUCAAGGAAUGAGGAAGGUGGAGGAUCGGGACGCAGAUGGGACUUGGAUGGGUCCGAGAAAGAGGACUCACCAAGAGAAACUGCUAAGAUGUUAAACAGGGAUUUAGAUAGAGAACGAGCAGUUGCUGAGGCCAAGAUGUGGGGAGAAAAUUGGAGAGAGAAACAACGCCAAAAUGCUCAAGGAAGUUUUGAUGGCAGUAAUGGAUAGUACACAAAAAUAUUAUAAUGAUGCCUGGCAUCAUAUUUCCUUGCUGUCUAGUUUCCUGCACUUCAGUCGCCAUCACCGAGUGAAGAAGAAACAUUGGAAAUUUAAGCUUUGCUUUGCUGCUUGUAAGGGAUUUGGUGCCAGUUAGUGUUCUUUAUGUUGAAACAUAGAACAAGAAGAUGAUAACGAAGAAAAGCAUAAUCUGAGAGUGUACAUUAUCAUCUAGGAGAGCAAGAAAAGAACAAGACGUAUUCAAAAAAUUUUGAGAGUUAAGACGUCUAGGUCAUGUUCUUCUUGCUCUUGUAGGUUCCUUCCAAGCAUAAACAUUUCAGCUGUCUGUACUCUGUAGUCUUCUUCGACGACAUUUUACCGACCAAUGAAAGUAAUUUUAUCAACUAA
Messenger RNA from Populus nigra (black poplar), 2254 nucleotides. RefSeq names its product serine/threonine-protein kinase PBS1-like. Gene Ontology annotation, molecular function: ATP binding; protein kinase activity. Gene Ontology annotation, biological process: protein phosphorylation. The coding region runs from base 470 to 1858 and encodes 462 amino acids. The transcript has 5 exons. The record is from RefSeq and is a predicted model, not a curated record. Lineage: Eukaryota; Viridiplantae; Streptophyta; Magnoliopsida; Malpighiales; Salicaceae.